Meloidogyne enterolobii is the source of this 765-nucleotide messenger RNA. NCBI's taxonomy places the organism in Eukaryota, Metazoa, Nematoda, Chromadorea, Rhabditida, Meloidogynidae. The record is from the annotation of a GenBank genome assembly.
AUGAGGAAAAGACGUUUUAAACUUUCCAGUAAGCUUCUAUACGAAGGCGAGGGGUGCACUGUGGAGCUGAUCACCGAUGGGAGGAGCAUGAUCAAUUUCACAACUGGAAUGGAAGACAGUAAAUGUAGUAAACUGGAAGACUGCAACACUGGCGAUUUUCGGGAUGGUUUUUCAAAUCUACUACCCUUCGCCUACAGCAGAACCAAUAAGGAACUCGAAAAGCUCAACGAGAGUCCGCUGUAUGAUGAUCUUGUUGUGUGUGGUGAAAAAAACAAGUGCGAGAAAGAAAAUCAAAAGUGCAUGAAGCAUACAUUUCUUGAAGUCUCAUGGAGUGGAUGCAACGAGGACAAUAUUUAUCAUGUAUACGCUCACACUCAUCUAAUUGGUGAAGCGGAGAAAGGCUUGGAUCAAAAAAGACGAGGUGGUGAUAAGAUGGAAUUCAAUCUGCGCAUAGCUGAUGAUAGCAGCUUCACAAUGGAUUUUGAGAAACCUGCAAAAUUUGACACCAAAGUAGAGUCGAUUAGCUGCGUUCCAAAAGAAAAUGCCAUUGUCAGACCAGAAAAAUGGAAAAUCAAAAAGGGAGUUGGAGACCUGGAGGGUAAACAUCUGCUCGUCUUUCAUCUACUUCCGAAAACGGCUACACGAACAUACAAAAAGAACAAGUUUGAAGGAAAACCUGCGAAACAAAAACCGAAAUGUGAUCUCUUCAUUAGCUUUGUAAGCUUUUCAUUUUUUACAAAAAUUCAACUAAUUUUUAUUUUUUAG